AGACAGAGAAGAAGAGAAGCACAACAACUGCGGAUCAGUCGCUGGGCGCUUUAUUGUGGCAACCUGACUAUCAACACAGCACCUCACCAGUAUACAGCAUAAUACAGCAUAAUAUACCAUAAUAUACCAUAAUACACAGUUACUGAACAUUUACUGAGCAUUUACUGAACGUUUACUGGUUUACUGAGUUGCUGCUGAGCUCCUUCAGAAGAUGAAUAUCUGCAGAAGUGAAUAAUGAAUCUUGGUGAUGGUCUUAUGUUUGAACUUGAGAAUGGGAAACCCAAGCUUGUGUUAGCCAGCUAUGAUGAGUCUAGGACCGCCAGUAAAGUGGGACACAGUCAGGUUUCUCAUAAGAACAAAGCACAGAAAAGCACCGUCCCCUCUAAGCAGUGUCCCAAAGAGCCUGAGAGACCCCUGAAAGAGAGGAAGAGUGGAGCAGCUACUCCUGCAGCUACAAACCAUGUGGAGAGGCUACCUGCCCACACCAGCAGGAAAACCAAAGUCAAGGUCAGCAAAGACCACCGCAAUGUCAUCGGGGUGGUCAGAGUGCAGUCAGAGAGCAAAACAAAGACCACUGAUGAAUCAUCCAGAGUCACGGAGAAGACUGUGAAGGAGAGCUUGGUGUGUUUAACACAAGAGCAGCUUCAGCAGAUCCUCAACUCCAUCAAGACCUCAGGGCAGAAUGUCCAAGAAGAUUCAAAAUCAACCACACAUGUUAAAAACGGAGGACUUGGUGCAAAAGAAGAACAUGCUUCCAGUGACCCUGUGAGCAGUGGAGCUGCUGAGCUUCUUCUGGAUAGCAGCAAUCACAGACACAGAACCGUACAAGAAAGAGGAGGCGAUGAUAAAAAACCAUUAAAUUCCACGGCUGGAUCAGGACUGUUCAGUACUUUAGGAGAACGAGAGCGAGAGAGAGAAGCACUGGAGGCCAAAAGGGCACAAUGGAGGAGAGAGCUAGAUGAGCAGAUGGCUCUUAAAAAGCAGCAGAAAGUGAAGACGGGGAGUACGCUUCAGAGUGAGCCUUCCGAGGGACCAAGAUCAAGUGACCAGCCUUCAGCGGUGCAGGAUGACAGAGUAACAAGGACGUCCACUAAUGGCAAUCCAGCAUCUUCACAAACCCACAGCAGCCAGAGGAAUCUUCCCUCUGCUACCCGCUCAGCCUUCAUACUGGGGGAGGCCACUCCAUUGGAGAAUGCCUUUACCGAAGAAAAGAAGCAUCAGCAGAGGCGCUGGCUACAGGACCUGGAGCAGCAGAGAGAGGAAGCCAAACUCAGGAAGAAGCUGGAGAAGCAGAGCCAGAACCAGACUGAGGACCACGAGCGCUGGGCAAUGCACUUCGAAUCCUUUCAGAGGCGUCUCGUUCCCCAGCCGCCCACGGCUCCGCCCUCAGAGCGAGGAGAGAUGGACGUGGGCAGUUCCCUCUCUCAUCACCGCUCACCCUCGGGAGUGCUGUCCACAGCCACGUUCGGAGGAGACAGUCCGGGCAGGGCCAGUGUGGACACCACGCAGGGCUUUCAGCAGAAAUCCAGUUAUUUGCGCACCAUGACUGCUCUGUUAGAUCCCAGCCAGAUCGAGGAACGAGAGAGGAAGCGUAUCAAACAGCUGGAACAUCAGCGAGCUAUCGAGGCUCAGGUAGAAGAGAGGAGGCAUCAGAAAGAGAGGGAGGAGGCGGAGCGGCGGGCGCAGGAGCUGCAGGAGGAGCGGAAGGUGGCGAGAGAGAGGGAGCUUCUCCAGCAGCAGCAUCUAAUGGACACGCAGCGGCAGAGACAGAAAGAGGAUCUGCAGUCCCGUAAAGCAGAAGAGCUGUACCUGAGUGUGCAGAGAGCUCAGGAGGAAGCUCAGAAAGACCGACACCAGCAGAGGAUCCGAGACCUGGCCAGGAAGGGCCACGACGUCUCCAACCUGCUGAGGAGACUGGAGCCCGCCCCGCCCGCACAGCCUGUCAGUGGUUCAAGUCUAGGGGGCGUGGCCACAGAGGACCCGGCACAGAGAGUGGAGGCUCCCGGCACUGCGAGACGAGACAUGGCGGUUCAGACAGAGGUCAGUGAGGUCAGCUCAGCUGGAUCAGGAAUGGCUGAUAUGGGUGUUCAUCCCAGCAGUGAUCAUCGAGCUCCGUCCGCUCCGGCUCCUCCCAACCUGAAGAGAUCCCGGCGGGACGUCCGUCUGUCUGAGAGGAACGGGGGGAAGGAGAACGUGUUCCUGGCUCUGAAGGAGGCGGACCCGUACGAGGCGUACGCUCGAACCGACAGACCCCACCCACAGCAGCCGGGCAGGAAGCCGGAGUGGAACACCCACAGACCCAGUAAACCCUUCAUCCCAGCAUCAGAGCGCUACCCCAGUGGCCUGCAGCGCCACCGGCAGGAGAGCAGGAUGCGGCGCCAGAUGGAGCUCCUGACUUUAGUGGAGAGGAACACCUUCUCCAGAACCUCUCAGCAGCAGGAUCCUCCCACACACUCCGUAAACCCCUCCCACCCUCCGCCGCCUCAGGACCCGGCUCAUAGAAAAGGGGAGGAUCCACAAAGAAGACCAUCCACCUCCAACACAGGACACAGCAGAGGGCCCUCUCCCCCCGUCCCUGCCCUGAAACACAGACCCCAGCAGAUCCAGCAGCCAGAAGAUCCUGAAGGAGCUUCAGAGAUCACAGACUGGCCUCCAUCCUCCGACUACAUCCCGUACGUCCGCACUGACGAGGUGUACCACCUGGACCCCCUCGCCCCCAUCUCCAGACCCACCACCCGCGAGGCCCCACCUAGAACACACGCAGAUGUAAUCGGCAGCAGACAGCCCACCCCUGUGGUCCAGCGGGACCCUCUACUCCACCCAGAGCUGCUGAAGAGCACAGAGAGGCAGCAGGCCAUUCUCAAAGGCUUAUCUGAACUCAGACAGGGCCUCCUGCAGAAACAGCGAGAGCUGGAGAGCAGCCUGAACCCGUUAUUAGCGGGACAGAGCAGAACCCACUCACCAGCGUUCCAGCCAAUGUGAGAGAUUACACUCAGUACCUCAGCACUUUACCCUCUCAGCUCCUACAGAGAAUCACUAAUACAUCACAACUGAAGAACCUAAAGAGUCAUUUCUGCAGUCAGAAACUGAACACUGAACUGAUUCAGAUCCGUCCGGCGCUUUUUCCUCCUUCCUCUCUGUUCUGAACAGUAUUCGUGUAUUUGUGUUGUUCCUCGAUGUAUUGAAUGUAGAGGGAUGUGGUCAUUAGGGGGUUAAUUUUAUUGAUUUAUGGUAUUAUUUAUUGGGUUGCUGAUCUCGACUCAAGUUCACUUGAACUGAAUCUUUGACUUGACAAUGUGAAUCUUUAACCAGCUACCUUAAAGUUUUGAUGUGAAAUAAAGUAUUUUGGAUUUUCUUA
Messenger RNA from Astyanax mexicanus (Mexican tetra), 3358 nucleotides. It is a transcript of the gene ccdc66, whose product is annotated as coiled-coil domain containing 66. The transcript has 19 exons. The record is from RefSeq and is a predicted model, not a curated record. Gene Ontology annotation, biological process: cilium assembly. Gene Ontology annotation, cellular component: microtubule; cilium. The coding region runs from base 235 to 2982 and encodes 915 amino acids. Gene Ontology annotation, molecular function: microtubule binding. Lineage: Eukaryota; Metazoa; Chordata; Actinopteri; Characiformes; Acestrorhamphidae.